Molecule: messenger RNA, 702 nt
Organism: Cladocopium goreaui
Lineage: Eukaryota; Dinophyceae; Suessiales; Symbiodiniaceae
Source: the annotation of a GenBank genome assembly
AUGAGCUGUGCCCGUGAACCCAGAGACACGGCGGUAAAGCACGUGGCAAAGGAUGCGGUGAACCAAGCGCUGACUCCAGCGGCCAAGCGUGAUGAAGACUGCCUCACGGCGCCAUUUUCCAUCCUGUUGGAAGCAGGUGUUUUAAACCUCGAACAUCGUCCAUCAGUUGGGCCUUGGGAGUUGUCUCACAGGGUGGGCUGGCCGCCUGGCCGUCUGGCCCUCGCCAAUGCUGCGAGUGGCCGUGUCAGUGGCUCGCUGUCAUCGUGCCCCAUGGAGGUGGAGCACGAGCGCAAAUCGAGGUGCUUGGAACUGCGUCCAGUCAGCAAGGCAGGUUGGCAUAUGUGGGUUGGCAGUCGCGCCAAAGCUCUGGAAGACCUCAGGGAGUUGGACGAGUUGUUGGAAGAUGAACUUAUCGAGGAGGAGACACAUGCCACGCAGCUCCAGCACAUCCUGACGGAGUUUGGUGUGAAGAGCCGGGAAGAGCUGCUGAAAGGAGAGCCAGGAGAGCCAGCUCCAGCUCCAGAGCCGCCUGAAGAGUUUCCGAAGGAGGAGGAGGCGCAGCAGGCUCGGGUCCAGCUGCUGCAAGAACAGCUGCAAGAGUUGGACGAGCUGCUGGAGGAUGAACUGAUUGAAGAGGAGGUUCAUGCUGAACAGCGGAAGCACCUGCUUGCAGCGCUAGCCAGAGAAGGUCACCAGCCGUGA